AUGGCAAAUAUUACUCGUCAAGAUGUUGAACGUCUUCUUCAACAAAAAUUAGCUGAACUUAAUCACAUGGAAAUUACGUUAAAAAAAGAGUUUACUUCAAUAGUUGAUGCGAGUUUAGAAUACCUUAUAAAAUCUGAUAUUUUACCAAACAAAUAUUCACGUGCACUUCAAUUAAUCGACCGCUUGUCUAAAGGCACAAUUAAAUCCGCAAUUAGUCGAGGACUAGGUUCAAUCAUUGGUCAUGCAAUCACUUUCGAUACUAUUCGAGCUACUCAUGCAGCAAUGGAAGAAGUUUUAAAAUGGUUAGACAAUACAAAUGAACAAGAUCCGGAUAAAAUCGGUUAUAUUAUUGAUGAAUAUAUUCGUUUUUACUCAGUUUAUUAUGGUGAAGACUCUACUCUCGAAGACUCAUCUAUAUUGAAACAAUUUGAACCGGAUUUAGCAUUUCGAAAAUAUCGCAAAUAA
This is a messenger RNA of Adineta steineri, 465 nucleotides long. NCBI's taxonomy places the organism in Eukaryota, Metazoa, Rotifera, Eurotatoria, Adinetida, Adinetidae. The record is from the annotation of a GenBank genome assembly.